Messenger RNA from Oncorhynchus mykiss (rainbow trout), 830 nucleotides. Lineage: Eukaryota; Metazoa; Chordata; Actinopteri; Salmoniformes; Salmonidae. The record is from RefSeq and is a predicted model, not a curated record.
CCAAGCAGUCAGACUCCCGCUGUGGGUCUUGUGUAAGACGUAUUUUCCACUCCAAGGGGUGGAGAAUUUUGGGCUGAAAAUAAUCAUGGACAUUUGGGUUCUGAUGCAGCCAGAAAACAACCGCUCUCGAGGCAUCAAGUUACAGCUUCAUCCGUAGGUUCACCCAGCAGAGUCUGGGGGGCUACUUUGGACUGAAGAGUUACGCUAAAAAAACAGAGGACCGUGAGUUGGAGGGCAAACUCUCCAUGGUGGAGAAAUACAACAGCCGCAUCCCUGAGCUGGUGGAACGCCUCUACGGCUGCACAGAGAGAGAGGCCCAACACGCAGAUUUUAUCCUGGGGACAGUCCAUAAGUCAAAGGGUCUGGAGUUUGACACGGUGGUGAUCACUGAUGACUUUGCUAAGGUCCCCUGUGCCGCCCACAACUUACCCAGACUUUCCAGCUGCUCAGGAGGUGACGUCCCAGACGAUGAGUGGAACCUGCUGUAUGUGGCGGUGACUCGGGCCAAGAGCUCUCUGGUCAUCACCAAGAACAUCACCAACAUCCUCACACUGGCUGGGGAGUACUUCCUGAGGACAGAGUUGACCAGCACCCUGCUGACUGAGGGACAGCCCCCAUGCUGCUCCGUGCGGGAGUGUCAUAACCACAUCAUGCCUGUCUGGCCCCUUCCCAUGUGCAAGCUGCCACUCCAAUACGUAAGGCCCCACCUCCUCCUCCCUACCACCAUACCACAUUCUGAUUUGCAAUGUCUCUCAACCAGACCUGAUCAUUUCAGACAGGUGUGGGUGCAGAAGUUCUAAAAGAAUGGCCCACAUUCCACCAACAGCUAA